Messenger RNA from Zymoseptoria tritici IPO323, 1242 nucleotides. RefSeq lists its product as uncharacterized. The transcript has a single exon. Gene Ontology annotation, molecular function: metallodipeptidase activity. The record is from RefSeq and is a predicted model, not a curated record. Gene Ontology annotation, biological process: proteolysis. NCBI's taxonomy places the organism in Eukaryota, Fungi, Ascomycota, Dothideomycetes, Mycosphaerellales, Mycosphaerellaceae. Bases 1 to 1242 code for a protein of 413 amino acids.
AUGACAUCUUGCUUCAGCCAGGACUUCCUCAAGGAGCUGGUCAGAUAUGAACCAACGCUAUCUGGCGCGGCUAAAAUCCUCUCGAAGCAUCCCCUCAUCGACGGCCACAACGACCUCCUCUUCCUGAUUCGACUACUGUACCAGAACAAGAUUUACCAACACAACUUCACGCAGCCAUUCGAGCACGGCAACUUCAGCUCCGAGUUCGACCUCUACCGCGCCGACAAAGGCCGCAUGGGAGGUGCAUUCUGGUCCGCGUGGGUCCCAUGUCCUUCCGACGGCCUCGACUUCUCGGACGAAGCCUACGCACCGUUCGUCAAAGGUACUCUCGAACAAAUCGACCUUUUCAAUCGCCUUUCCGCGCAGUAUCCCAAAUACUUCACCCCUUCCCGCAAUGCCGCCGAAGCCGAACGCAACUUCAAGCAAGGCAAGCUCAUCUCUCCUCUCGCAAUCGAAGGUCUCCACCAGAUCGGCAACUCAAUUUCCACUCUCCGCCUGUAUCACGCCCUCGGCGUGCGCUAUGCGACCAUGAACUGGAACUGCCACAACAUCUACUCCGAUGCCGCGGUCGUCGAGGUGGAUAACGAGAGCCGGGCUUCCAAACCAUACUGGGGAGGCGUCAGUCCUGCCGGCCACAAAUUGGUGCAAGAAAUGAACCGUCUGGGCAUGCUCGUCGACCUCUCGCACGUCUCCGCGAACACGAUGAGAGAUGUCCUCGGUGGGUCGCCGGAGAAGGGCUGGAAUGGGAGUGUGGCGCCGCCGAUCUUUUCGCACAGCAGCGCGUACUCGCUAUGUCCACAUCCACGCAAUGUCCCAGACGACAUCCUCCGCCUGGUCAAGAAACGAAACUCAGUGGUGAUGGUCAACUUCUCCCCCGACUUUGUGAGCUGCAAAGCCAGCAACUCCUCGACUGGACUGCCGGAUUUCGUCGAAGAGACCAAUACGAUCGAGCAUGUCGUCGAGCACAUCAUGCACAUCGGCGAGCUUAUUGGCUACGACCACGUCGGAAUCGGAAGUGACUUUGAUGGUAUUGAAAGCACGCCGAGAGGACUGGAGGAUGUCACCAAGUUUCCGGAUCUGAUUGAUCUUCUGCUGGAGAAAGGUGUGAGCGAAGAAGACUGUGCAAAGAUUGCGGGUGGGAACCUGCUGCGGGUCUGGCAUGAGGCGGAUCGUGUUGCUGCGAAGUUGCAGAAGGAACUCGAGCCGCUUGAGGAUAAGCCUGGUUGGUUGUUUGGACGAUGA